Chenopodium quinoa (quinoa) is the source of this 564-nucleotide messenger RNA. Its product is annotated as protein FAR-RED ELONGATED HYPOCOTYL 3-like. The record is from RefSeq and is a predicted model, not a curated record. Gene Ontology annotation, biological process: regulation of DNA-templated transcription. The transcript has 3 exons. NCBI's taxonomy places the organism in Eukaryota, Viridiplantae, Streptophyta, Magnoliopsida, Caryophyllales, Amaranthaceae. Bases 1 to 564 code for a protein of 187 amino acids.
AUGGAUGUGUCAGGGUCUGGUGGAGCUGUUGAUGGAGUAGUAUGUGAAGAUGAACUUAGUCGUCGGAAAAGGAGGGAUGGUAAGUGGACUAUAAAGAAAGUCGAGUUGGAACAUACCCACUUAAAUUCACCAGGUAAGGCAAAGAUAGUUAAAGAGUACCGGAUGAAGAAUUUCACAUCCGAAGUUAGGAGGAAGCUAUUCAAUUAUUUUGAAGAAGGUGUUCCUGUUUCUCAAAUUCAUGGUUGUAUGGUUAAUGAGAGUGGUGGACUGGAGAAUAUUACAUUUACCGUGAAAGACCUUCAACAUGAUGUCUGCAAGGAACAGAGGUUACGAAUGGUGGGGAGGUUAGAUAAUGAAGGACGACUGAAAGAUGUAUUGUGGGUUGAUGCAAGGAGCCGUGCUGCGUAUGAAGAGUUUGGAGAUGUCGUGUGUUUUGAUGCUACAUAUCUGACAUAUGAGUAUGAUUUACCAUUUGUCAAUUUUGUAGGUGUUAACCACCAUGGACAAUCAAUUUUGUUGGGUUGUGCUUUGUUUUCCCGCGAGGAUUGCGAUACAUAUUGUUGA